Molecule: messenger RNA, 7671 nt
Organism: Crotalus tigris (Tiger rattlesnake)
Lineage: Eukaryota; Metazoa; Chordata; Lepidosauria; Squamata; Viperidae
Gene: TMTC3
Product: transmembrane O-mannosyltransferase targeting cadherins 3
Exons: 16
Coding region: 381-3131 (916 amino acids)
Biological process (GO): protein O-linked glycosylation via mannose
Cellular component (GO): endoplasmic reticulum
Molecular function (GO): mannosyltransferase activity; protein binding
Source: RefSeq, a predicted model, not a curated record
AGAAAAAGAACGCGGAGAAGGAAAACACCAGAACUUGUCCGUCAAAUGUGAAGUUUACGCCCGAAAGGGAUGAUUUUGUUUGAUCUUUUGUAGGUUGCGUUCGGUUUCUCUUUAAGGUCCUGACAAUUCCUUCCAGCACUUUAUUUGACUUAGAUACCCACAAAGAUAUUCCUUUCACUUUGGAAAUUGAUUGAAGUCACAUGGCAUGGAUUCUGAACCUUAUGUGAUAUGAGUAAAGAUCCAUAAACACUGUAACAGAUCACUUACAAUACUAUAGAUUGGAAAAAAGAUUUUAGAAAUGGCUCCUCAUGAAGAAAAUGCAUAAAUGAAAAAAAUAUUAUGCUUGAUUGAUAAGAUAGUUUGUUUGUGUUCUGGAGAAGAUGGCUUAUGUUAGCCCAAAGGAAUUUGCACUAAUAUUUGGAGUAGUGGCUGCUUGCUACUGGAACAGUCUAUUUUGUGGCUUUGUUUUUGAUGAUGUUUCUGCCAUUUUGGACAAUAAAGAUUUGCAUCCUUCAGCUCCAAUUAAAAAUCUUUUUUUGAAUGACUUCUGGGGAACACCCAUGUCUGAGGAGAGAAGUCACAAGUCGUAUCGACCGUUCACCGUCUUCACAUUUCGUUUAAACUAUCUGUUCAGUGAAUUAAAUGCUAUUUCUUACCACUUCCUGAAUAUCAUCUUCCAUGCAAUUGUUUGCAUCAUCUUCCUCAAAGUCUGUAAGCUUUUUUUAGACAGCAAAAGCAGUUUGGUUGCAUCUUUACUAUUUGCAGUACAUCCCAUACAUACUGAAGCCGUAACUGGUGUGGUGGGCAGAGCAGAGCUUCUCUCUUCAAUCUUUUUUCUAGCUGCUUUUCUGUCCUAUACCAGAUCCAGAGGGCCAGAAAACACAAUAGUAUGGACUCCUAUUGCAGCAACAGUUUUUUUGGUGGCUGUUGCUACAUUAUGUAAGGAACAAGGAGUAACAGUGGUGGGGAUAUGCUGUGUCUAUGAAGUAUUUAUUGCUCAAGGGUAUACUUUGCCAGUUCUUUGGUAUACAGUGUUACAAAUUCUUCAAGGCAAAGGCAGCAUUCCCUACUGUAUGCUUCAAAUGCUAUUGAAACUGAUAGUUCUGAUGUUCAGUACCCUACUACUUGUUGUGAUCAGAGUCCAAAUUAUUCAAUCCCAGUUACCGGUGUUUACAAGGUUUGAUAACCCAGCUGCUGUAAGUCCAUCUCCUGUGAGGCAGCUGACUUUCAGUUACCUCCUUCCAGUAAAUGCUUGGCUGCUUUUAAAUCCUUCUGAAUUGUGUUGUGACUGGACAAUGGGCACCAUCCCAUUGGUAGAAUCCAUUCUAGAUGUACGAAAUAUUGCCACUGUCACCUUCUUCUGUUUUUUGGGCACUUUGGUAGUCUUCAGUCUCUGGUAUCCUGGGGAUUCCUCCAAGACUGUAUUAAUGGCUCUUUGUUUAAUAAUUUUGCCAUUCAUCCCAGCAUCAAACCUUUUUUUCCCUGUUGGCUUCGUAGUAGCAGAACGAGUGUUAUAUGUUCCCAGCAUGGGAUUCUGCAUGCUAAUUGCCCAUGGGUGGAAAAAGCUGUCAAGUAACAGUACCCUGAGAAAGCUAUCAUGGAUUUGUUUGUCUUUGGUUUUGUUCAUUCAUGCCUUAAAAACAUUGCAGAGGAACUGGGAUUGGGAAUCGGAAUAUACAUUGUUUAUGUCUGCUUUAAAGGUAAAUAAGAACAAUGCUAAACUCUGGAAUAAUGUGGGUCAUGCUUUAGAAAAUGAAAAGAACUUUGAAAGAGCAUUGAGAUUCUUCAUACAGGCCACCCAAGUGCAGCCAGAUGAUAUUGGUGCUCAUAUGAAUGUAGGAAGAACUUACAAAAAUUUAAACAGAACCAGAGAAGCAGAAGAAUCCUAUUUAGUUGCAAAAUCAUUGAUGCCACAGAUUAUUCCAGGUAAAAAAUAUGCUGCGCGAGUUGCUCCUAACCAUCUGAAUGUUUACAUAAACCUUGCAAACCUGAUUCGGGCAAAUGAGUCUCGUCUUGAAGAAGCAGACCAAUUGUAUCGUCAAGCCAUUAGCAUGAGGCCAGAUUUCAAACAGGCAUACAUUAGCAGAGGUGAAUUGCUUCUAAAGAUGAACAAACCUUUGCAAGCUAAAGAAGCUUACCUAAGGGCUCUUGAAUUGGAUCGAAGCAAUGCAGACUUAUGGUAUAACUUGGCAAUUGUUUAUAUUGAAUUGAAAGAUCCAUCUGAAGCUCUGAAGAACUUCAAUCAGGCAUUAGAACUGAAUCCUAGUCACAAACUAGCCUUGUUCAAUUCUGCACUAUUAAUGCAAGAAUCUGGUGAGGCCAGCCUUAGGCCUGAAGCCAAGAAGAGACUUCUAAGUUAUAUAAAAGAAGAAUCUCAAGAUGCAAAUGGUUAUUUUAAUUUAGGCAUGCUUGCAAUGGAUGAUAAAAAAGAUGAUGAAGCCGAGAUGUGGAUGAAAAAAGCCAUAAAGUUACUGCCAGGCUUCCGCAGUGCUUUGUUCAACUUGGCAUUGCUUUAUUCUCAGACUGCAAAAGAACUGAAAGCUUUACCAGUGUUGGAGGAGUUGUUGAGGUACUACCCAGAUCAUACCAAAGGUUUAAUUUUGAAGGGAGACAUUUUGAUGAACCAAAAGAAAGAUAUACAGGGAGCAAAACAAUGUUUUGAGAAAAUUCUGAAAAUGGACCCAAACAAUGUGCAAGGAAAACACAACCUCUGUGUGGUUUACUUUGAAGAGCGAGACUUAUUAAAGGCAGAAAAAUGCUUAGUGGAAACACUGGCCUUAGCCCCACAUGAGGAAUACAUCCAACGCCAUUUAAGCAUUGUCCGAAGUAAAAUUGCUUCCCUCAGACUAGGGGACACAAGUGUGACUCAUACAGAAAAAGUAGCAUCUGUGGAAGGAAAAAAAACUCCAUCUGAACACUUGAAAGAGGUAAAAAAAGAGCAGAAGAGCCCUCAGACCACAAACACUAAUGUCAGCAAGGAGCAAAGGAAGUCCAAAAAACAUGGAAAUAAAAACACUACAGACAAAGAGACAAAAAAGAAAUCGACAAAAGAGAUAAAAGAGAUAGAGAAAAAAAGAGUUGCUGCACUGAAAAGACUGGAAGAGAUUGAACGUAUAUUAAAUGGUGAAUAAUUAUUUAAAGCACCACUAUAAGGGAAACUGGCAUCUAUUUUGCAGAUUUUACAUGUGCAUUGCAUGUGUUUUCAGUCAAAGUGACCACAGGGUGCUUUUGAAUUUGGAAACAAUAUUGAAAUCAUAAUGUUAACUAAAAUUGAAGAAGAUACACAAUGAAUAGGAAAAGCCAUGGCUUUUAACCAAGAAUGCUUGGUUAAGGAGUUGCACAUAAUUGACACACAAGGACUUUUCCAGCAAUGGAAGCUAUAUUCUAGUAUUGCUGGUUAGAAGAAUAGCUUAUUAGCCCAGAAACAAAUCCCACUAAAUUAAACUCCUUAUUUGAAAGUAAGCAAGUUAGGGCUUGGCUGCAAAAUACUUGCAACCAACUAUGCUCAGUUCUUUCUGUUCUCAAAGAACAGUUAAAAUGCUGAUAGAUAAAUAUUAAAAAGAGCCUCAGGUAUAUUGGUCACCAGACUAAUUUUACUAGAGAAAACCAUGGGUCUGAGUAUUUGAGCAUUGCAAAUUUGGAUGACUAUUUUUUUAUUUCAUACAUCAAAUCAUUUUUUCUAUGUAAAUGUAUAUGGCACAUUCCCAUUUUGUCCUCCUGCUUCCUUGUAAGUAUUAAUGUUCCAAAUGAAUUGGGAAUUAAUUAGCAAAUACCACUUGUGUUUCUGUAUGUGCAUGCAAUCAUUUGAUUAUUUUUUUUAAAAAAACUUCAAUAAAUCACUACAGGUACAGUGAUUUUCCGUAUCACGGGGAGAAGCAGGAGUACUCAUCCCCCAAAGAUAAUCCCUCUUGAAAAGCUUUGCCCUGUUUGUUUGGGGUUUUUUUUGGCAGCUCCAUACUGUGAUGCUUCAAAUAUAGGAAAAAUGUAACUGUUUCUGAACUGUCAUCCGUUUAUUAAGAAAUCAAUGUAAAACAUAUGGGAUCGUUUCUAAGGUGAUGGAUUUUUUUACCUCUUUUAUGGUUGAAUAAUAGAUAUGCAACAUCUCAUAAUAUAUACUAGGUAUUUUUUUAAGCUCCUCACUGAUUAAAUUGCCUUCCUGUGAUAAUGCAUUAUAAGGAAUGGCAAACCAUUACAGUUUUAUUUGCAAUCACGGUAAUUAUGUUUUAAUAUAGAAAAUGUAGACCUAAACCACAUAAUAUCAGCUACCAACUGCUUAAGUGACUUCUAUGAAGAUUAAGGUUGAAAAGAGAGGAGGGAGUGCUUCAGCUCCUUGGUAAAAUGCAGGAUUUAUCUAAACCGAAUAAAAUCUUUUGCAACAAGGAACCAUGUUUGACAUUUUGAAAGUCCCAGAAACUUAAGGUACGCCUGCAAAAGAAUCUUGGAAAAAAAGCUUUAUCAUGGUAUACGUUAGCUAGAGAAAUGAUCUGACAUGGUAUAAGACAGAUUCUUAUGUUCCUGUUUGGAGAAACAAAACAGGUAUAGAAACAAAAGAUAAGGUGAAAGAAAUGUCUCUUGGCUGCAAAUAAACAACAGGAUUUUCUUAGAAUUGGAAGUUGUAGGAACUGAGUCCAUAACAUAUGCCUGCAAAUAAAUCCUUAUAUUUGAGGGAAAUAAGUCUGAUAGCAAAUUCAUGUCUUGAAGCAUCUUUUCUUCAGAUGCCUUAGCAGGCUAAUAGCUGGAGGUGUAUUCCUCCCCAUCAUCAUGUUACACAUAAUAGAUUGUCAUGUGACAAUCAUACUUGUAACUUACACAAAGAUUACUUAUUGCUUUAAAUCUCAGUAUAAAUUCAGAAAUUCUUUUCAGCUUGAAAGUUUCUGGUGUAAUUCCAAACAUGAAUUUUCCAUUUUUGUUGCAGAAAUUUGGGCAUUGUAAUUAAAUACUUGUUUUGCUAAAUUUCCUAUGAUUUUCAUUAACAGCUUUGUUAGGAUAAGAUAACUAAAUCUCUUAUGUGAAACUUGAACUCAUCAUUUUUAUAUCUGUGGCUAUAUAUUCUUCCUCAGUUUAUCUCUGGAUCACCUAAAAGUGUUUUUGUUUUUAUUUUAUUUUUAAUCAUUUUUUUUUCAAAUAUGUUAACUUCAUGGAUGUUGAAGAAAUGUUUACAUGAGCAAACUUACUGAAUUCUUUAUUAUUUUUCCCCUUUCUUCAUAACAUGUCUUAGCAUAGGUUGUGGUUAGUAUGAACUCCAAAACAAUCAGAAUUGUUACUUUAAAAAAAAAGAUGUGUCACAAGCUCAGGAAAUCCUAGUAGUUUCUACAGGACAAAGAUUUCAGUUUUUUUAUUAAAGUAUUGAAUGGAAGGAGCCACACAGGCUAACCAAAAUAUGCAUUUGGAUUCUAGUACAGUACAAAGCACUUUUAUGCACAUAUUGAUGGGUGCUGAAAUGCAAAGGGGGAGCUGGCAGUUUCUCUGAUGGCAAAGCAUCUCACUGAGGUGGAUUGUGAAAGAUGUGCCAGUCGAAUAUUGACAUAUCACUGUGUCAUCUUGACUGAUAUCUUAGUUUCCUCCAAAAAUAACUUGACAUUACCCAUAGGCAACACUCUGAACAUCGUCCAGUUUCUCUGCCUCGUUGCCGCUGGUUGGCUUCAUCCCAUGUUAUUCCACAGAUUUUGUUCUGGGGGGAGGGAUGUGCAGAAGAGACCAUAGUGGGGAAGGAAAAUCUUACUGUGCAUGUGGAUUGCUACCCAGUCUUGAGAUAACUGUAUAUGUUUAAACAUAAAUUGGAAUGUCUAUGAAAUAAUAAACAGUGGCUUGGUAUGUGCAUAAUUUCUGUGUGGGGUGUAGUUUUCUAGUUGACAAUUUACUAGCAUAGACUUUUUUUAAAAAAAGUGGGGGGAAAUAUAAAAUAAUGACAUAAGGAAUGUAUAGUAAAAUUAAGCAGUGCCCUCAAAUAGAAGGAAAUUCUAAGAAAUAUAGAUAAAUUACUCAAUGAAAGAGCUGUGUGUGCAUUGUUCUGCUACCAGAAUUUUUUGUCCGGUCAGUAUUUCAUAUUUCUCAGUCAUCAAAUUCUGUAACACUAGAGCUUCGCUAUAGUACUUCUCAGUUUCUUGCUAGUGAAAUAAUAAUAGUUAGCUAAGCUUUAUUCAAAAUGAAUUAACAAUUAGAAAACAGCUGUAUAUCACAGAAAUCCUGCAAAAUCCUCCAAACUAUCAAAACAUAUGCAGUGGCUUUCCAUUAUUUGUAUCCUGCAAACUAGUAGCAAAUUCAGCUUACAAGUUGAUCUUAAUAGAUGACAAAAUUUUAAUGUCAGUUUGGUUAUCUCACUUUUAUACAAAUCCCUAUACUCAAUAUUUUAUGAUGGCAAUAUCUUUUAUAUAAAGGUCAUUUCUUUAUGUAAAGGUGCUUUCAAAGCAUGCUGGGCUUGAAGUGAACAGCAGAUUUUUAAAAAAUUAUUUCAUAGAUAACCCAUUUAUUAUAACAUAAAGGGUGUUUUGGAUCACAGUUCAUCACAUUAGAUUGGUUUUUUGAUAGCAUAGAUAUGAGAUGGGUGAAAAGUAAUGCCUCCAAUGUUAUGAGUCCAUAAGUGGCAGUACAGAUGUGCAUUAAACUCUCACAUGUUAUUUAGUAUCUGUUCUUUCACUUGGCAGAAAAUUAAUAUGAGAAAAGUGUGUUGUUAUUGUUUAUGAAGUGGUAUGCUGGAGUUAGUACAUAUUCCUGUGCUUCAAGCAACAUAAUGCAAUUGAAUUUUUAACUACCAAGUAUCCUUCCAGAUGAAAUUCAUCAUUAAAGUCUUCAUAGGCUUGUAAAGUCCUCUUUAUCAUCUCAAUCUUUAGAAGUUUUUCUGAAUUUUUCUUAAAGUGUGAUGCCCAAAAUUGAACAUAAAAUGUAUGAUGGGAUCUACCAAUUUAGAAUAAAAUGUGAAUAAUUUCCUUGGGUCUGAAAAUGUAUACUUCUGUGGAUGCAUUUGCUUUUUUUUCAGCCACUUCAAACUAUUCAUCAGUAUGCAAUCUACAAUUCAGAAAUAUUUGUCACAAGAUUCUCCCACAAUAUCUAUGUAUGUGAUCUUUGUUUCCUAAGUGUGAAUUUUUUAUAGUAUAUCUUCCAAGGUAUUAGCCAUCCAUCUUUACCACAAAAUGCUCACAAUACAUAUCAUACAAGUUACUGCUAAAAAAUGAGAUAUAGUUAGUCUGGCAAGUCUUGUUCCUGAUAAAUCCAUGAUGAAUUCUGAUUAAAAGGGAUUUUUUUUCAAAAUAUUUUUAAAUCCACCUCUUUAUAAUCUGCUGCAAAAUCUUUUCAUGCAUUAAUCUUAGACUGACCAAUGUCAGUUCCCUGUAUUUUAAUAAUAGCAAUUUAUACUUUAUUAAAUGUAUAUGCCACCUGACACCCAACAACUCUAACUAUUUUGUGUAUGUUUAAUUAUUUCUAAUUAGAGUUGUUAAAAAUAUUCUUUUCUGCACUUUUAUACCAGCUUCAUGGUAGUAAAUUAAUGAUAGCAAUUUUGGUUUCAAAAUGUAUUUCAGUGACCUUGUGCUAUUUAAUGACUGCAAUGAAGUUAGUUUAUGUUAUUUCAGUGAAGUAAAUAUGUGUGAAAUCCUCUUGGGGCAAUAUGGUCCUUCAUAUGUGUUAAGUUCAUAAUGGGUAACUGUAUGUAUAAAUGUCCUGGUUUUUAUUACA